AUGCCUGUUACCGAGAUCACCUCCGCUAAACUUUCUACACACGGCAGAUUCGAACAGUUCAAAGAACUCACUGACGGUGACAAGCCUGUUGUAAUCGACUUUUGGGCAACAUGGUGUGGGCCGUGCAAGGCUAUUUCGCCCCUUUUCGAGAAGAUGUCGGAUAAUCCCGAAUAUGGCAAUGUCGGGUUCUACAAAGUUGAUGUCGAUGAGCAGGAGCAGGUCUCUCAAGAGGUCGGCAUCCGUGCAAUGCCAACCUUUGUUCUCUUUAAGAACGGGUAUAAGAUUGGUGAAGCUGUGGGAGCCGCUCCACCACGUCUGGAAGGACUUCUCAACACUGCACGCUCUCUAUAG
This is a messenger RNA of Aspergillus fumigatus Af293, 351 nucleotides long. The record is from RefSeq and is a predicted model, not a curated record. Lineage: Eukaryota; Fungi; Ascomycota; Eurotiomycetes; Eurotiales; Aspergillaceae.